GUCACUUUGGAUACAAGAACAAGACAAUCACACACUCCCAGGUAUCUUUAAACGAUAAAACAAGACUCACGAUGCUGACGUUUGUGGCACUGUUUGUCGUAUUUGUAUCUGGAGUUUCAGCUCUAGGAUGUGAGAAAUUAUGGGUACAAUUUGAAAACUCUUGCUAUUAUUCAAAUCAAAUACCACAAGAAGAUCGGAGAGCACAUUAUCGUUUAUAUCGGAUAAGUCCAAUGGUUGAAGAUUUAUUCUUUAGAUGGCCAACGGCCCAGGACAUUUGCAAAAAUAGAGGCGGAUAUCUUGCAGAAAUUGGAUCCAAAGAGGAAAACGACUUUGUAAAGAAAUUGGCAAAGAAGGUCAAGAAUUUCUCUGUUUGGUUAGGUGGUACGGACUCAGCUAAAGAAGGACACUGGGUGUGGGCAUCAACUGGUAAACCAUUCACUUUCGAAGAUUGGUGGAGGACUGAUGAACCCUUAAGAAGGGGUGAUGAACCAGAUAAUUAUAAAGGGAGACAAGACUGUCUUUCAUUGUCCAUGUAUGAUGACUAUGAUGCAUGGUUAGAUAGUGAAUGUAUAGGAGACGUGAUGGGUUACAUAUGUGAAAAACCUGCAACUUAAAAGAUCACAUAGACAAACACAGACAAAUAAAGAGAAGACUGUCACAAGAAAUGACUAGCUAUUAUUUAUUUUUUUUAAAUCAACAAAAACUUAGUUUAUGUGUUCCUGCAGUGUUUUAGAUAAUGUGUUUUACAAAACCUGAAGCAUCGAUGUUUAAAAUAAAAUUAGCCUGUUCCAGUC
Messenger RNA from Mytilus californianus (California mussel), 794 nucleotides. RefSeq names its product perlucin-like protein. Gene Ontology annotation, molecular function: signaling receptor activity. Bases 72 to 614 code for a protein of 180 amino acids. The transcript has 6 exons. NCBI's taxonomy places the organism in Eukaryota, Metazoa, Mollusca, Bivalvia, Mytilida, Mytilidae. The record is from RefSeq and is a predicted model, not a curated record.